Messenger RNA from Rotaria sordida, 1380 nucleotides. Lineage: Eukaryota; Metazoa; Rotifera; Eurotatoria; Philodinida; Philodinidae. The record is from the annotation of a GenBank genome assembly.
AUGAUGAAUAUUGAAACAUUGCUACAAGCUGCACAAAUUUUGGAAAGUCAACAAUCAAUACCACCCAAAAAACGGCUAGUCAGAGGCGAUCGCCAAACUCCUAAUAAUAAUAAUAAUAAUAAUAAUCACCAUCAUCAUAUUCCAACAAGUGUUCUUUCAUCAACAACAGUAAAUACAAAUUCAACAACAAUAUUACCAACAUUAUCAUUAAUUAAAACUGAAAAUCUUACAGAACAACUUCAACUUGAUCUUAAUCUUAAUUUACAUCAUCUUAAUCAUGCAAUUCAACAAAAUUAUAAAACUAAUCAAAACAAAGAUGAUGACGAUGAUGAUGAUGAUGAUGAUGAUGAUAUUGAUCAAAAUAAUCCAAGUGCAGAUAGAAACAGUGAAAUAUCUAAUCGUGCUCAAACAUCAUGUCGUGAUCGUGAAAUACAUAAUCGAUUAGAAAAACAUCGACGAGCUCAUUUAAAAGAUUGCUUUGAUUCACUCAAAGCCGAAGUACCAUGUCAACGAGAUCGAAAAAUAACAAAUCUUCAAGUACUUAAUAUGGCUAUUAAAUAUAUUCAAGCUUUAACACGAAAAGAACGUCAAUAUGAAAAAGAAAUUGCCCAAUUAACAUCGAAUAAUAUUGAAUUACAAAAACGUCUUGGUGUACUUAAAACUGAAUUAAAUUCUGAAGGACAUGAUGUUGAUACAUGGCUCGAUACAUGUUCUGAUAUUGAUCGUUCAAUAUCAACUUGUACAGCUUCUGAAGCUGAAAUGUAUCGAACAUUUGAUGAUGAUGAUGAUGAUGAUGAUUUACAUGUAACAAAAAAAAAAUUAAUUAAUGGACAUGAUGAUUUCGAUGCCAAUAAUAAUAAUAAUAAUAAUCAUCAUCAUGGAAUUAAAACUAAUAUAAACAAUUCAUAUACAGUCGAUUCGAAAAUUAUCUUAUUAAAUAAUCGAAAAAAUACAACACGUCAAAGGUCAAAACCAUCAAAACGAAAAUUAUCAUCAAUACCAACAACAAAUUUAUUACAAACAUUACCAACAUCAAUACCAACACGUUCGGAAAAUUUACUUGAUUAUAAUACAACAAGACAUCUUUAUCUUGAUCAACCAUGUAAUUUAUUAACAACAACUAAAGAUAACUUAUCAACAACAUUAACACCAAUAACUGAUAUACGAUAUGAAAUUGUAGAUAUGUUUACAAAAGGUACAAGUUCACAUUUACAACAACAACAACAUCAACAAAUUUCACCAUUACCGUCCAUAGCUAGUCUAAUAAAUAGACAUUCAUCACCGGUGGUUUCACCAACAAAACAAACUAUUGGUAUUAAUACAGAUUCAUUAACAACAUCGACAACAAACAUUCUACAUCAACCUGUUGCUACAUCGUGA